GAAUCACAGAUUUUUCCAAGGUUUGUAUAGUGUAUAAAUUCAACUUUGCCUACGCCAGGAAGCACCUGAAUGGAGUUUCAUAAGCGGGGAGAAUCGUCGUGAUUGCCUUGCCGACCUCCCGAGGACAAUGGUGCCUUUGGAGCUUCCCAACUAAUGAGUGAUGUUGACAUGCGUUCCAUCCAUCGAAAUUCGCUCUCGGAACCUACAUCUUUCAAAGUCAGUCAUUCCUUCCGAUGCCGAAAUCUUAAUCGAGUCCGAAACUCUCAGAUGGGGCACGGGCACCACGAGCCUGAAGCGAUCGUUCCCAAAGACCACACGAUCUACAAACCUGACGGAAUCCGACAGUUAGAUACUCUGAAAGAGCGCUUGGCGAAAAAAGGUCUCAAGGACCCCUGGAUGAGGAAUGAAGUUUGGCGCUACCAACAUCAAGAAGCGUCCGCUGCUGCCCGCAUGCUCGAAAUGGCUGGCGGUUGGAGGUGUAUAGGUAUAGGGGCGGCCAUCGGUGCAGUAGGAGCUCUUCUUUCGAAGUAUACUACGGAAGAUCAUCAUCACGGAGAGGGCCAUGAAGACGGCCACGGGAAGCACCAUUGAAAGAGUGUCGGAGUAGACCCACUGUGAAAUAUAGGAUCUUCAGAAUAAACGCUGAGUCCGGGAAAGGCUCGCGAA
Messenger RNA from Galendromus occidentalis (western predatory mite), 666 nucleotides. RefSeq names its product NADH dehydrogenase [ubiquinone] 1 beta subcomplex subunit 3 (gene ND-B12). The record is from RefSeq and is a predicted model, not a curated record. Lineage: Eukaryota; Metazoa; Arthropoda; Arachnida; Mesostigmata; Phytoseiidae. The coding region runs from base 154 to 591 and encodes 145 amino acids. Gene Ontology annotation, cellular component: mitochondrion. The transcript has 2 exons. Gene Ontology annotation, biological process: electron transport chain.